This is a messenger RNA of Branchiostoma floridae (Florida lancelet), 2835 nucleotides long. RefSeq lists its product as uncharacterized. The record is from RefSeq and is a predicted model, not a curated record. The transcript has 8 exons. The coding region runs from base 73 to 2382 and encodes 769 amino acids. Lineage: Eukaryota; Metazoa; Chordata; Leptocardii; Amphioxiformes; Branchiostomatidae.
CAUGAAUGGGUAGCGAAGAACUAUUUCACCUGACGACAUUUUGUUGUAUCUACAGAUACCUGCUAGUCCAUCAUGACGUCACAAGACAACGGCCCCACAUCCAUAGCGUUGUCCCUCCAGGAUAUCAAGAUUGACACGGCCUAUGACCCCAACAGUCUUGCCUUUGGAGUAGACCUGGUAGGAGCCGCCAAGAAGCUUCUUGAGUUCCUACAUCUCGUGGACAGAUGCCCUAUCCUGUACGACGAAGCCAUCGUGUUGGAGGCUAUCAGGAGAUACGAACUGUUCUGGCUCCCCCUAGCGGCCCAACACGGAGGUGAACUUCUCGCGGCUCCCUUGGACAUAGCCUGGAUUUGGCACGUGCAUCUGUUGGCGCCGUAUUACUACGAACAGGACUGUAGGAAUCUGGUGAACACCACGGUGGAUCACAAAAUACUGGUCGGACACGAGCGGGAGGUGGGCCAGCUGAGAGCGAAGGCAUUGUGGGAAAAGGAGUACCCAAACGAGCCCUUCGUCAUCGGCUAUCACGUGCGUCACAGCGACUUCAAAAGUCAGAUUUCCUACAACCUGCAGUUAGCUGUGGCCCGCCAGAGGGUGUUCUUCUACCAGGUGUCGCUUCCUCACUACGGUGACAACAAGUUCCUGGAGGCGGCCAAAGAGCGAUACAAGAAAUACCUGUUCCUGAAACAGAGUAACCCCAAACUGUUCCUGGUGCCGUGUUAUGACUUUGACCUCAUCUGGCAUGCUCACCAGAACUACCCGGCCAUCUACAAGAGCGACACGGACAACAUUCUCGGCAGGAUGCUGAAUCACGACGACUCCGUGAACGAUCGCUCCCCGGGCUCCAAACUACUGCUGUCUGACACGCAGACGAGACAGCUUUGGAAGAAAACAUUCAACGAAGAUUUCGCCCUGAACGGCGCCAUGUUCCGAGGAGAGCCCCCUAGCGCUUUCCUAGUCCCUGCAAAGACAAUGAACGCGUACGCUACCAGGCAGUGCACGAUAGUACUGCAGGAAGUCUACAUUUUGAAUCUGCCCUCAGACGACAACUUCACGGUCAAGGUGGACAUAGCGGGAGGCGGGAGGAUUUGCAAACUCGGAGGAUCUCACAAGUCUUGGAAGGGGAGAUCGUCUGACGGACUGGCCAAGUUUCGUUUCGACACAGCUGUCCACGCCACGCUCAAGUUUGAUGUGGAGGCCAAGAAGCUGUUUGUGAAGGGAUUCCACGGGACGGCAGCGGUGCCCAUCGCUACUGACCUUGUCAACGUGGCGGAGGAAGGUCACCACAUUUCCCACAGCGCGGAGCUCAUGGGCGAGGACGGGAACCCAUCAGGGGCUACGUUAAACUUCACAAUCAAGGUGACGUCAAUACGCAAGGGCCACUACCUUUUCAACAUGCGGCCUGGACAAUAUGAGUCAUCAAAUGUUCCCGACAUCCUUCACGGCCACAUCCCACUGGCCCGUCCGAGCGAGGUUUCUAACAAGUGUGAGACAGCCGUGCAUAAGGUAUACCCCCGGAUCUCAGACAGAUGCGUCGCCUUCACCGUGCGCGUCAUCCACUCACAGGAACUGAUGAUGUCAGCAAUUCAAGUGUACGCACGUGAGAGUGACAUGGCAGCUACUGCGCAUCUUAUAGGCCCCGACACACUACCUACCAGACAACAGGUCACAGACGAAGGUGCAUACUGCACGCUGGACCACUCGGCAGGGGAACGUGCCAUUCUCAUCAAGGGGAAGACAGACUGGGGCAUCUGUGUGGGGAAGUGGGAGGGUUUCCGGCCCGGAGUUCCCGGCAAACCCGGCAUCCCUUCCAUCGACGGCCGGCCGCCCAUCAAGGGCGUGAAGGGCAUCCCCAUGACCCCUGGGCAUUUGAAGGUUGGUUUCUACAGUCUACAUGGAAAGCUGGGCUGGCAGCUGGCAGUACGGAGAGAUAAGGGCAUGACGUUCCAGAUGGACUGCGUCAGCGUCAACAUAACCAACGGGAAGAUCAUCAUCCCCGCACACGUGGAACACGUUCCGGAGGCGAUAGCCCUCGCCUUUGCCAUCUCGGUGUUGUGGGUGCUCUGCAAUCCCAAGUCUAUCCGCCAGACGCCGCAGGUGCAACACCACCACCAUUCUUGUAACCAGUCACACUCUCAACAAUCACAGAAGCACCAGAGUAACGCGCACAGAUCAGGCGAUCAGGACCAACGCUCUACAAACAAGUGGGGCAAUAUGGAAUUUGAAACCAUGCUGAUGAUCCUAGCGGCAGGGUACGGACGACCCAUCCCGAUCUACCAGUACCCCGGGGCGGGCGCGCAGUGCGGGGCCUGUGGAGGGUGUGGCGGCUGCGGAGGGUGUGGCGGCUGCGGUGGGUGUGGCGGCUGUGGUGGGUGUGGCGGCUGAAGUCCUCUUGUUUCCACAUCGGAGGUACUUCCUAACCUGCUGGGUCACCAACCCUACAUAGUUUAUGCCGGCGCUCAUAUUCUCCCUCUACACUGGAGUAUAGGAGUGUCGGCGUAAAUUAAACUAACUAGGAUGGCUGCUAGGCUAGCACCUUGGCACACCGAUGCUCGAACUAAAACAGUGUUGCACAGUCUUGGGCUUAUAGUUACAUGUAAAUUGUCUACGUAAUUUGAUGAAGGAAAAUGGGAUAUGUAAAACUAUUUCGUAGUUAACUACUGAACCUUUGAGUAAUUGUGAAGAAUAUAAACUACCUGCUGCUUCCGUGAAGCAUAAGCCAGACUCAGACGGUGAUUGUGACAUGACCAAUGUCAUAGAGUAAUUCAAUGAAUGUUACUACAUUUCUAAGUGUUUCUCAUUGAGAAAGUGGGCACAAAGAAAAGUAUGGCGGGGUGC